Molecule: messenger RNA, 1320 nt
Organism: Pelmatolapia mariae (spotted tilapia)
Lineage: Eukaryota; Metazoa; Chordata; Actinopteri; Cichliformes; Cichlidae
Product: GATA zinc finger domain-containing protein 14-like
Exons: 4
Coding region: 1-1320 (439 amino acids)
Source: RefSeq, a predicted model, not a curated record
AUGGCCCAGAGGAAGAAGUUGUUAGUGAGUCUGGAGGUUUGGGGCCUGCCUGACCGACCAGAAGGCAGCGGGUCAAACGGGUGGUGGGCAGGCUCACCUAUGAUAGCCCUGGUUUACCUGAGACAGGAGGAUCUGGCGAAUGCCUCCAGCGACAACAACCACAGCCGCUCCAACAACAACCACAACUGCAGCGACAACAGCCACAACUGUUCCAGCAACAACCACUAUCGCAGCGACAACAACCACAGCUGUUCCAAUAACAACCACAACUGCAGCGACAACAACCACAGCUGCUCCAACAACCACAACUGCAGCGACAACAACCACCACUGUUCCAACAACAACCACAACUGUUCCAACAACAACCACAACUGCAGCGAUAACAACCACAACUGUUCCAACAACAACCACAACUGUUCCAUUAACAACCACAACUGUUCCAACAACAACCACAACUGCAGCGACAACAACCACAACUGUUCCAACAACAACCACAACUGCAGCGACAACAACCACAGCUGCUCCGACACCCACUACAACUGCUGUUCCAACAACAACCACAACUGCAGCGACAACAACCACAGCUGCUCCAACAACAACUACAACUGUUCCAACAACAACCACAACUGUUCCAACAACAACCACAACUGUUCCAACAACAACCACAACUGCAGCGACAACUACCACAACUGUUCCAACAACAACCACAACUGUUCCAACAACAACCACAACUGCAGCGACAACUACCACAACUGUUCCAACAACAACCACAACUGUUCCAACAACAACCACAACUGCAGCGACAACUACCACAACUGUUCCAACAACAACCACAACUGCAGUGACAACAACCACAACUGUUCCAACAACAACCACAACUGCAGCGACAACUACCACAACUGUUCCAACAACAACCACAACUGUUCCAACAACAACCACAACUGUUCCAACAACAACCACAACUGCAGCGACAACUACCACAACUGUUCCAAGAACAACCACAACUGCAGUGACAACAAUCACAACUGUUCCAACAACAACCACAACUGCAGCGACAAUUACCACAACUUCUAUGUGGGCUGCUUGGACACCUCUGUGUGCCUUCGUGUACCAGUCAAAUACGCCACAGACAUAGACGGUGUUGAGGUCCCUAUGAAGCAGGAGGUGUGGGGGUAUGCCGUACCCUCUAUCCUUCAGGGGGAGGGGAAACGAACUUCUUCUUUCUACUCUAUAGGGGUGUCCAAAUUCAUAGGCUGCAUCCUCCUGAGGACCUGGCCUUUGCAGUCUACGUGGGCCGGGUCCUCCAAAGGCCGGAAGUGA